Ustilago hordei is the source of this 762-nucleotide messenger RNA. RefSeq lists its product as uncharacterized. The record is from RefSeq and is a predicted model, not a curated record. Bases 1 to 762 code for a protein of 253 amino acids. NCBI's taxonomy places the organism in Eukaryota, Fungi, Basidiomycota, Ustilaginomycetes, Ustilaginales, Ustilaginaceae. The transcript has a single exon.
AUGGCUGCCAGACAUGUACUUAAUUUGACACCAUCAGCAAAUGCCAACAGAAUUCCAUAUGAAGAUUUUCAUCGCACAAUGGCUCAUGGCCUGGCAAAACAAUUGUGUGUCUUCAGCUGUCUCACAUGGGUCCACCUCCCAAGGAAAGAUCAUGCAGGCAAGCAUGGCAUGAGAGCAAUACCAGGAAUCAUGAUUGGUUAUGACAACAAGCAUAAGGGAUGGAAAUUCCACACUCCAGAACACAUGCCAUCUAUUCGAUGGAGUAACUCAGCUACAUUUCAUGAAGAUAAAGGCUGGCAUGAACGACCCAAAGAAAAGAGCCCACUGCAAAUCGGAUUUGAAAGUCUAGAGGCAGAGGGUACCAGAUCAGAGACCAUUGACCAUGAGCCCAUAUUGGAACCAGAGGAGAUCAACAUACAAGACCCAUCCUCACAUGCCUCCACUACACAACCCAUCGACACCAUCGAAGACAACCAAUCAGAAAUUGCCAUUGAAGACAUUAUUGGGGAGGCCAACAUGACCACCAUGAACCUUACACCAACAUUGAGGGAAGCACUUGACAGUGAUGAGGCUCAACAAUGGCAAGAAGCCAUAUGGAAGGAGUUAGAUGGGCUCAAAGCCAUGGGGACUUGGGAAAUUGUGGAUGUACUGCCAAACACCAAACUCGUUGACUCUAAAAUCGUCCUCUGCCUCAAACUGGAUGCUGAUGGGAUACCUGUCCGACAUAAAGCAAGACUUGUUGCACGAGGAUUCACACAAUGA